Nicotiana tabacum (common tobacco) is the source of this 1661-nucleotide messenger RNA. RefSeq lists its product as uncharacterized. The record is from RefSeq and is a predicted model, not a curated record. Gene Ontology annotation, molecular function: phosphatidylinositol transfer activity. Lineage: Eukaryota; Viridiplantae; Streptophyta; Magnoliopsida; Solanales; Solanaceae.
GGCUGUUUUUUGAGCACCCACUAUGUUUGUAAUAUGUUUCUUGAAUUUGUUUGCAUGAGUGAUAUUUGUUUAUCUUUCUAUGAAUUGACUUUCUUAUUGACUGUUAGCAAUCAUGAGGAAAUUGGUCAAAAAUCAAGUGAACCUAUUUGGCCAUAUGAUUUGGACAACUGGAUUUACUAUUAUGUUACCCCCAGAAAUAGGGUACAAAAACAAUUGUUGAUGUUUGCACUGCAUACUCCAAAUCUGUGCAAUUGCAAUUUUUUCCAUAUAAUUCUGUGUAGAUAAUUUGUUGACUUUCGUCACAUUAUUCAGUUUGUUUCAUUCUUUCUUGUUUAAGUACAUUGAGGCACACUGUCUGGGUUGACGAAACUAGCUUGGUCUUAGGUUGGGUAAAUCUCAGGCUAUACCAAGAAUAUGAGAAAGUGUGGCGCCAGUAAAUUUCCCUGAAACUAUGAAUACUGGUUCAACAAAGGCUACUUCAAAUGGCUUUGAGAAUUCUUUGAGACCGGAAGAAGAACAGAACAAGCAGAUCAAUGAGAUGAGAAAGUUGAUUGGGCCACUUUCAGGUAAAUUGGCUCUUUAUUGUUCUGAUGCAUCCAUUUCAAGGUAUUUAAUGGCUCGAAGCUGGAAUGUGAAGAAGGCAGCUAGGAUGCUUAAAGCGACUCUGAAGUGGAGAUCGGAGUACAAGCCUGAAGAAAUUCGCUGGGAUGAUGUGGCCAGUGAAGCAGAAACAGGCAAAAUUUAUAGGUCAAACUAUACAGACAAGCAGGGUAGGACAGUUCUUGUCAUGAGACCUCGAUGCCAGAACACUAAGUCUGUUAAAGGACAAAUCAAGUAUUUAGUGUAUUGCAUGGAAAACGCUGUUGUAAAUCUCCCAGAAGACCAGGAACAGAUGGUCUGGUUGAUUGAUUUCCAUGGAUUCAAUCUGUCACACAUCUCGAUCAAGGUGACAAAAGAAACAGCUCAUGUUUUGCAAGAACAUUAUCCUGAAAGGCUGGGGAUAGCUAUUUUAUAUGAUGCACCCAAGAUAUUUGAACCAUUUUGGAAGGUCGCAAAGCCUUUUUUGGACCCAAAGACUGCCAGCAAAGUCAACUUUGUGUACUCAGACGACCCCAACAGCAAGAAAAUUAUGGAAGAACUGUUUGACAUGAGGUUGCUGGAAUCUGCAUUUGGCGGAGAUGAUAAGGCUGAUUUUGAUAUCAAUAAAUAUGCUGAGAGGAUGAGAGAAGAUGAUAAAAAGUUGUCUUCUUUUUGGAAGAAAGACAAUAAUUCUGCAGCAAGUGCACAACCAACUGUUGUGACAAGCGAACCCUCUUUAGAACCAACAAAUUCAGAAUCUGAUUCUGAUGCCUUAGAUGAAAAAGUAGAUAAACUUUCUCUUGAUGUUGAUGAAGAGGAAUCACCAAUUGAAGAAACUUUGCCUGGGACCGACAGUACAAAUGAGAAUGCUGACAGAUUAAAGCAGUGUAACUGAGGGCUAUCUCUGCAACUUUGUAGUUUUUGCUAUUUCUUUUAUUGAUGACUAAAUGCUCAUAACAUGGGCAAAUUAACCAUUUUGUUAAUGGUUCAGAACUGGAGUUAUGAGCAGAAAACAUUUUAAUACAGGUGAUGUACUGAAUGAUAUGUUAUGAAAUGAAUGUUCUGCCUCUUUAUAGGAGUAA